AUGGGAUGUACCCUGAGCGCCGAGGAGCGGGCCGCCCUGGAGCGCAGCAAGGCCAUCGAGAAAAACCUCAAGGAGGACGGCAUCAGCGCCGCCAAAGACGUGAAGCUGCUGCUGCUAGCAAAAGCUGGUGAAACAGUUUUGGGUCUCGUAAACCUGCUGCAAGUGGCAAUUCGCACCAGGGUCACGCCACGGCACCGCUGUGACCGGAUCAUUCAUGAAGAUGGCUUCUCUGGAGAAGAUGUGAAGCAGUACAAGCCAGUGGUCUACAGCAACACUAUUCAGUCUCUGGCAGCUAUCGUACGUGCCAUGGAUACCUUGGGCAUCGAAUACGGCGAUAAGGAGCGACGGGCUGAUGCCAAGAUGGUCUGUGACGUUGUAAGUCGGAUGGAGGACACAGAGCCCUUCUCUCCAGAGCUGCUGUCAGCUAUGAUGAGACUCUGGGCAGACUCUGGUAUCCAAGAAUGCUUCAACCGGUCCCGGGAAUAUCAGCUUAAUGACUCAGCCCAAUACUACCUAGACAGCUUAGAUCGAAUUGGAGCUGCAGACUACCAGCCCACGGAGCAGGAUAUCCUUCGGACCAGGGUCAAAACAACUGGCAUCGUAGAAACCCAUUUCACAUUCAAAAAUCUCCACUUCAGGCUCUUUGAUGUCGGAGGGCAGCGGUCAGAACGCAAGAAGUGGAUCCACUGCUUUGAGGACGUCACGGCGAUCAUUUUCUGCGUCGCAUUGAGCGGCUACGACCAGGUGCUCCAUGAAGACGAAACCACGAACCGCAUGCAUGAAUCACUGAAACUGUUUGACAGCAUCUGCAACAACAAAUGGUUCACAGAUACAUCCAUCAUCCUCUUUCUAAACAAGAAGGACAUAUUUGAGGAGAAAAUUAAGAAAUCACCACUGACUAUCUGCUUUCCUGAGUAUACAGGCCCAAACUCUUUCACGGAGGCAGUGGCUUACAUCCAGGCUCAGUACGAGAGCAAGAACAAGUCGCCCAACAAGGAGAUCUACACGCACAUCACCUGCGCCACCGACACCAACAACAUCCAGUUUGUCUUCGACGCCGUCACGGACGUCAUCAUUGCCAACAACCUGCGGGGCUGCGGACUCUACUGAGCCCCACUCGGCUCCUCUCCUCGCACACUCCAGGAACACCCUCCAGUCCCCGGACAGGUUCUCUCUUUCUCUUUUUUCCUCCUCAGAAGAUGAAGAAAGGCACAAACCCCCCUUUCUGCCCC
Molecule: messenger RNA, 1232 nt
Organism: Tinamus guttatus (white-throated tinamou)
Lineage: Eukaryota; Metazoa; Chordata; Aves; Tinamiformes; Tinamidae
Source: RefSeq, a predicted model, not a curated record